CCAGUGCUUCUGGGUGGUCCCAAGCGUGGAAGGUCGCUCCAGAGGAAGACGCUUCGGCAAAGUCGAGGAGGCGACCCCUGUGGUGGUCAUGAUUGGGUCGCUUUGCCGGUUACCUGUAGCCUUGCGGCUGGCUGGACGCUCACGACCCUCGGGAUAUCUUGUGCAGCAGCUGAGUCAGGGGGGGCCGAGCUCCAGUGGCGGGGGCGAUGGGUCGAAGGAGGCGGUUGAGCGACUGGUGCGCGCACAUCCGGUGGUGGUGUUCAUGAAGGGGAGUCCGGCCCAGCCCCAGUGCGGCUUCAGCAACGCGGUGGUGCAGAUUCUGCGCCUUCAUGGUGUUAAUGAUUAUCGUGCUUACGAUGUCCUCCAGGAUCCCGACCUCCGGCAAGGAAUUAAAAAUUAUUCCAACUGGCCUACUAUUCCUCAAGUGUACCUCAAUGGUGAAUUUGUGGGAGGUUGCGACAUACUACUACAGAUGCAUCAAAGUGGAGACCUAGUGGAAGAGCUUAAGAAAUUAGGAAUUCAAUCUGCACUUCUGGAAUCUGAAAAAGAUCAUGGCAAAAAAUAAAAUUACUGUGACUUUGACAAAGACAUGUUUUGAUAAUUGGUACCAGAAAAGCCUUCUGUACUUUAGUUUAAAAAAAAAAGGGGGGGGGGAGGUUGAAUUAGUGAGGUUUAUCAUUAAGCAUUCUGUUGUCUGUUGCAUAGUAUGAUCAACUGAUAUAUGAAUAUUUUUAUUUUUGCCACCCAUUUACAAUACUAUCAAAGUAAAAAAACUAAUUCCCUUCUAUUUGCACUGCUUCAUAUUUGAUUAAUCAUAUUUAGUCCCCUUCGUGCUAAGAAUUUAUUCCAGAAUAGCUGAGAUCAUUUGUCUUUUUUAAAAAAAAAUUCUUUAUGAAACAUUUCCUUGGAAUUAGUUCUGUGCACUUUAGGAUCUUUAAUUACAUUUCUUUCACAUUGCAGAUAGUGUAACUUCUUCACAGAAACACCUGAUAAUAGUGGUGCUCUUCCAACUUGUUAAAGAAACAGUUUUUGACGUACACACAGUGAUUCUUUGGGAGGCUAGGUUCUCUUCGCUCAUCUUAAUUUUUCUUUAUGUUAACAUAAUUAUUCAUAUUAAUAUUGACAUUGUUUCUAUUAAGAGAUAAUGUACUAAAAGUUGAUAGCAAUAUUUCAAAUGAAAGGAAAACAGGCAAUUUGUUAAGAUUUCCAGAAUCAUCUAAAGAAUAAAGAGUGCAGGUUAAGAGUACAUUUUUUCAUAAAUAUUUGAGUUUUAACAUUUGUUCCCUCGAUACUUUUAUCUGGUAGGUUGCUCUUUGCCUUGUAUUAUUCACUACUAUUAAGAGUUAUAGAUUACCUCUUCAUUUUGACAAUAAAAAUAUGUAGGUUUUAAAAACAGCUUUGAAUGUUGUAUUAAUGUGCUGAUUAUAACAGGAAAAAGUUAAAGAUGUUAAAGAUGAAAGUAGGAGAAAGCAACCUCUUUAAACUUCAAAACUUUAAGACUUUGCUAGCUUAGUUUUCCCUUUAAGAAAAUGAAGUGGAAAGAGAAAGAAAUGUUUAGAAUUCAUUUUCAUUCCAAGGGAAAGCAUCCUUGAGACAUUAAGUAAACUUAAGAUAAUAGUAGAGGCUUAUCAAUUAUUUUACUGUUCUUAUCCUAAUUUUCUCUAGUUUGCUUAAACAGUGCUACCCAAAGAAUAACUUAUUGAACUCAGCAUGGUUUUCCUGAAUUAACACAAACAGGGAUUAUGGCUAUUAGUGCCACAAAUUCAUUGAUGUAUUCUUGC
Thamnophis elegans (Western terrestrial garter snake) is the source of this 1781-nucleotide messenger RNA. It is a transcript of the gene GLRX5, whose product is annotated as glutaredoxin 5. The transcript has 2 exons. NCBI's taxonomy places the organism in Eukaryota, Metazoa, Chordata, Lepidosauria, Squamata, Natricidae. Bases 89 to 565 code for a protein of 158 amino acids. The record is from RefSeq and is a predicted model, not a curated record.